Molecule: messenger RNA, 891 nt
Organism: Aspergillus nidulans FGSC A4
Lineage: Eukaryota; Fungi; Ascomycota; Eurotiomycetes; Eurotiales; Aspergillaceae
Product: SDR family oxidoreductase
Exons: 2
Coding region: 1-891 (296 amino acids)
Source: RefSeq, a predicted model, not a curated record
AUGUCGUCAAAAGUCUGGUUCAUCACCGGUUGCUCGUCUGGGUUCGGCCGCGAGCUCGCCAUUGCCGCUGCUCAGAACAACGACACCGUGGUGGCGACCUCGCGCGACGUCUCUAAGCUCGCCGAUCUCGUUCCACUCGGUGUCAUCCCCAAAACACUUGAUAUUCGAGCGAGCGAUGCGGAAAUCAAGGCUGUUGUUGACGAUGUUGAAGCUAGUAUUGGACCCAUUGACAUUCUUGUCAAUAACGCCGGGUAUAUCCUCGAAGGAGCGGUAGAGGAGUGCAGAAUCCCCUGUUCUAACGCGGAAAUGAGCAGUAACGAUGAAAUUCUCGCCCAAUUUGACGUGAAUGUCUUCUCCCAGAUCCGGCUUCUCCGCGCCGUUCUCCCCUCCAUGCGUGCCCGCAGAGCCGGGGUCAUCGCCAAUCUCGGCUCUAUUGCUGGGUGGGAUGGUACUCCCGCUGCGGGAUUCUAUUGUGCCUCGAAAGCUGCAAUUGCCAUCUACACUGAAUCCCUUCGGCACGAGGUUGCUCCGCUCGGAAUCGACGUGACAUGCAUUGAGCCAGGCUAUUUCCGCACCAACUUCCUCACCACCAGCGGCGGGCACAAGGUCACUGCGCGGAAACGGAUCAAUGACUUACAUGCUGGCACUCAGCAGGCUCGUGAUGCGUUGGCUGCUUAUAAUCUCCACCAGCCUGGUGACCCGGUCAAGGGGGCAAGGGUUAUUGUUGAGGCUCUUACGAAGGCGGGCCGUUGUGAAGGGCGAAGCUUACCUGGAAGGCUGGCGUUGGGACUGGAUGCUAUAGCGACGAUUGGCGAAAGUAUGAAGCGUGAACAGGAGAUGAUGGACACUUGGAGGGAUAUCAUUAGUUCUACGGAUUGCGCUGAUGUUUAG